AUGGCUACAGCUUCGAGAUGCCCCCAGGGUAUCAAUGUUCAUGAGUAUCUUGCUUUUCAGACGGUUGCAUCUGGAAAGUCCAGGCGCUGGCUAUCUAUUCUUGCCGAGUUGGCAUCGGCCAACCUGAACUUCUCCAAUGAGGCCACGAUGUUACUCGUCACUCAUCUGGCUCUUCAGUGCGGGCCCCUAGAUGAUUCCAGGAGUGAGUUUCGCAUCAUCCAUGAGGUUUUCCGUGACCGUUCAUUCUGCGAAACCUUCAUAGAGCAAAUAUCACAUCGAUUGGAUAGCCUGGCAGCUAAUUGGAGAGAAAUCUACCUCAUGGAAACCAUCGUCACCUUCACCCUCCGUCUCCUUGACUUUUCUUGGGAAGCACGUAUGCCCAAUAUUUCUGAGCAGGCAAUUUCCCUUUUGCUACGUGCCAGGAACACAUGUGUGCGUUGGUUCAAGCUCCUUCGUGCUGAAUCAUACAAGGUUGUCGAAGCUGAGACAGCACGACGGUUCCAACAGUAUGGUCUUUGGGCUGCUCUGUUAUGCAAACGCACAUACGUCCCUCUGGCUUGCGGCCGUCUUGAAUUCGAUGACUUGUCUCUCGAGAUAUUCAUCCAGAGCAGUAUCACAGUAAAUGACAGCCUUGUGGUUAAGCUGGAGGCGCUUCCCCAGCUCCUUCAGCAUACAAUCAUUCGAGAUAUCCGACUUUCAUAUCGACUUGCCCCAAUUGUGUCGAAGCGAAUUGUUGACGACUUGGAAGUCUUCCGACGAUCCCUCUGUGAGAUGUGGCCGGAGGAAGAAGGAUGUCCUCGAGUUUUCUCGCAAGUGAAAUUGUACCCAGAAGCGCCGGACUGGGUAUUUUGCCGAUCUAGAACAGGCGACAGCGUUGACUCGAUCGAGCAGAACGUUUCAUUCAACUGUGUUAGAGGGCUUCUACUUGUCGAUUGCCAACCGAUGGGAAAACUUCCAGAAGACCCGAAAUAUUCUGUUGUUCUGAACGAACUUUUUGGUAACCAAGCUCUUCUGACAUUUCCAUCACGUCGCCCGGGGAUGCAGUACAGCCUAUGCGUGAAACCAUAUAGAUACCAAGUCCAUGUGGGAUAUGGUAGUGGAACGCAGGAGUUGAUUGUUAGAGCUUUCCGAGGAAACUAUGCACUGCAAUUGAUCCCACGUGAGACCUUUCAGGGCGACUACCCCGAUCUUCCUGGACCCCUUGUGCACAAUUGCUUCCACUGGAUGCACUUGAGAACGGGAGACAUUUUUGUAACCUCCAAGGACAGACCCUGGCCGAAUGAGCCUCACAAGGGGUACAUUUUGAGCCUCAAAGACUGCACAUGUUCGAGGACGCGCCUUUACCGAGGCCUUCUUACAAAGGAUUAUAUUGUCAACCCGUCAAGCCCACUCUUUAAUCGUAUUAGCCGAAUCCUAGACUCGCUUGAAGAUCGCAGCCAGAUCACUGUGUAUCAACCUGGAGGAGACCGGAACCUUACCGUGGAGCUUCCAAGACUCAACAUCGUGUUCUACACUAACAAGAACCGUCUACUUCAGUCGCCUCAGCUGCAAUGCCAAAUCGACAAGGACCAAGAUGCUGGGACCUGGUACGGCCUCCGCAGUAAGCUGGUAUGCACUAGCCUUACCAACCCGAUGCACAGGUCUAUUUUGGUGCCUCUCGGGCCCGUCUCUGCUAGGUCAGAAGGGUGUCAUGUAACAGUGAGGGUCGAACCCUCGGACAAAUUUGGAAGGUUCAAUAUCAACAGCACACUUGGGCGGAUCGACUGUGCACCUGAGCCUACACUGGUUUUUACCAAGGCUCUUCUUCACGCGUGCACAUCUUUUCUUCUGCCCGAUCCUCUGACCGGCCGCACUGGAGCCGAAGAAGCUAUUGAAUGGCUUCAAGCGGGCAUAUCUCAGCCAUGGUCCCCCCUAACCCCACCCUCUAUGUUGGUACUGCACAAGAUAGCUGGGUUAACGCCGAGAAGAGUGUACUAUCCACAAGAUCUUAAGGUUAUGCGUACAGAUACCUGGAUUGAGUCCCUUCCUAUCAUUCUUCAGAACUCGGCAUAUAGGCAGAUUGUGGAUCGUAUCCUUCAGGAGUCUGCAACUUUAGGAAUGUUUACAGCCAAAGAACAGGUUAUUGUGAAGAUGGCAGAGCUCCCUCCUUCAGGAGAUAUGCAUCUACAUGCACGAGCGAUGUUUCGACAAGGUGCUGUCACAAGGUGUCCAGGGAUUACCUCCAGCUGCACACAACCAGCUAACCAGAAGUACAUGUCUCGGGAUCGCCCCUCAACAGUCAACAUCAUGCAUCGCAAUGUGCUUGAAGUCACAAACCUGAUCCGGAAAUGGCCCCAGAGCUUCAAGACGACACAUUGUAUUGCUCAAACUCUCUCACAAGGCAGCAUUGUUGGUGGGUUUACAUCGGCCUUCAGUGGGAUAUCUAUCAAUGAGAAGCUGAAGGUUAAUAUCCUUCAACAUUGGGGGUCGUUGGUCCGGUUUUGCCGUGACUCAACAGAUCGAUACAAGUUGAUGUACCUCUUCGGGCCAAUGUCAUUCCAUCUCGACGCAAAUAUGCCACUUCUUCGAACCCUUGUUGCUUCCGCGGUAUUCAGUGAUCUGAAGGAUCUUGAAUUACCCAAAUGGGAUGAGUUUGAUCAUUUCCAACCGAAUCAGGCACCACAGCUUGAUUACAUUCUGCAUCUGCUGAAGCCCUACAGAGUUACUGCGCCGGAGAACGAUGCGAUGGGCUUGGGACAGUAUUCGAGUGGAAAACUAUUACGCAAGUUGCAAAUCGAGCAAGCGAAACACGAAGCCAAAGUUGAAGAUGAUUGCAAGUACUUGGCCAACUACCUCCUCAACCAAUGGCCCUGUCUGGAACCGAAUGUCAGUGGUCUAUCUCGGUCUGUGCUGAUUGACAUCGGGCCUGCGCUGGAAGUCAUUCGUCCCGAGUGGAAACGCCUGUUCAUGAACAAAGAUCUCACUGAGCAUCUCAAAGAGGUCCAGGCAAUUCUUGAUAGACGAAACCUAGAAGACCGAUACGAACCACCUACGGUUCCCUUAUCCGAGGAGACCUACACGGUAAGUAUGCGAGAUGGUACUGAAACCGUCGACCUUCGGCAACUGCUGGCCAGACCGUAUCGUAUUCUUAAGGCCACAACGAGCACGAAUCAAAUUCCUUCUUCAGUCUUGGUGGAUCGGCCAUUUUUGACGGAGAAGGACUUUUUUCCAGGGUUCGGCAAUGCCACUUGGCAAAGAAACACAGGUUCCGUGGCCAACCCCCCUUGGCCUGGUCUCACAAGGCCUCACAAUGCCCAAAUGGAUAAGAGUUUGUCGGAAUCAACUGUGAGGUCAGAAUCCAGUAUGAAAUUGAAUCUCAUAACCCAACGCUUGGAAGCAUCUAGGUCGGCUGUUCGGCGCCGUUAUGCAGCGGACUUCCAGGAGAGUCUCGCCGCCUUCCAGCACACUCCUUUGUCCAGUACUAAAGAGUCGAUGAAAUCUCGAGAAUUUGAGAUCCACUCCAGUCUGGAGAAGGUCGAGGGCUCCUUCGGGGCGAUCUGUACAGCCUUGGAAUCAAGUGGAAUACUCUCACAAAGAAGGAUUUUUUGGCUCAAGGCAGGAAACCUGUGGCCGAUUGUGACCAAGGCUACACUUCUUUCUUGUCUCGGAUCGGCUUCUAAUGUCACACAAUUCGGAAGCGGAAUGAAAAAGGCCAUUUUAGAAAUGGGAGUUGAUAUUACGAAACACCAAAGACUGGUCCGACUUCAUGACCUGGCGUCAAAAAGCGUCUCGGGAAGAUACCACGAAGAGGAGUCCAACGAGGGACAUUCGAAUUGGAAGCCCGAAGAGCAUCCAGAUUGGCUCCUGUUAGAAAUAGAAUCGAACAUGAUGAUCCGACCUGUUCAAGUUGAUGUAGCUUUAGCCACAAUAUCCCCUGGGUCGGGAUCCAAUUCUGUGCUUCAGAUGAACAUGGGCCAAGGGAAAACCUCCUGUAUUAUCCCUAUGGUUGCGGCAGCACUCGCCAACAAGAAACAGCUUGUGCGAGUUAUUGUACCAAAAGCUCUGCUCCAACAAACAGCUCAGCUGUUGCAGGCCAGACUCGGGGGUAUCCUUGGAAGGGGUAUUCGGCAUGUCCCCUUCUCACGUCGAACUCCGACUACCGAGAAAAACAUGCGAGCCUAUCAUUCAAUACACAGAGACAUGCUCAAGUCUGGAGGUGUCAUGAUCUGCCAACCCGAACAUCAGAUGUCAUUCAUGCUUAGCGGCCGACAGCGGCUCCUGGACGAGCAGCCAGCGCAGGCAGGACCGAUGAUUAAGGUCCAAGAAUGGCUCACAAGGGUGUCAAGAGAUAUCCUAGACGAGUCGGACUAUACUCUCGCAGUGAGAACCCAGCUUAUCUACCCAUCUGGAGCUCAGACUACAGUUGAUGGACAUCCACAUCGCUGGCUUGUGGUUGAAGCCGUGCUGAGACUUGUUGAUAACCAUCUGUAUGGUUUAUCAGGAUCUUUUCCUCACUCCAUCAGCGUUAUUCGACGAAACGGGGGCGGAUUCCCCUUUGUCUUCUUCCUCAGGCAAGACGUUGAGGAUGAGCUGGUGCGGAGACUUACAGCAGACAUUUGUCACGGUGCUGGUGGCAUUCUGCCUCUUGCUGAACAGGCAAUGGCAGCUAAAGACAGAGUCGCCGUCAAGAACUUUCUUAUGCAUGGUCGGCCUAACGCUGCGAAUAUAGAGCGGAUCCGGAACCUCUCACCAGACAAGCCUAGCUUGAGACAAUCAGUUUAUCUUCUUCGAGGUCUCCUUGUCAAUCGCAUCUUAAUGAUGACCCUCAAGAAGCGCUGGAAUGUAGAGUACGGCCUCCAUCCGCAUCGCGAUCCUAUAGCAGUGCCUUUUCACGCCAAAGGUGUUCCGAGCGAUCAAUCCGAGUGGGGUCAUCCUGACGUCGCAAUACUAUUCACUUGUUUGGCAUUCUACUAUGAUGGUGUAAAUCUAGCUCAACUUCGACAAUCACUCGAACAUAUCCUCAAGUCCGACGAUCCAUCAACCGAAUACGAUAACUGGACCCAGAGCUCUGAAAAUUUCCCUUCUUCCCUUAAGGCCUGGAACUCAAUCAACGUGGAUGACGAGAUACAGCUUCGAGAGAUUUGGAAGGUCGUGCGGUACAAUGAGGUAGUCAUCGAUUAUUUCUUGAACAACUUCGUGUUCCCACGACACGCCAAGCAGUUUGAGGUAAAGCUUCAGGCGAAUAGCUGGGACAUUCCACUCUCACCCCUAGGAAGCACAACAGAGAACGACAAAGAGACAACAAGCAAACCGCUGAGUACAGGCUUCAGUGGUACCAAUGACAACAGAACAAUGCUUCCUUUGAACAUUCAACAACAAGAUCUGCCGAGUCUUCAUCACACAAGCGCAGAAGUUUUGACCUAUCUCCUUCACCCUCGAAAUCGACAUUGCAUUCUACCUUGGGAUGUGAAAACUCAACACAUGGGGAGGGCCACCGAGAUGGAUCUCCUAUGGUGCCUUCAGUCGAAGUCCAUCCGCAUCCUGAUCGAUGCAGGAGCCCAGAUAUUGGAGAUGGACAACUAUACUCUGGUUCAGCAGUGGCUAAAGAUUGACCAUUUCGCUUUGGCAGGCUUGUACUUUGAUGAAGAAAACAAACCUUGGAUUCUGACCAAGGAAGGAAGAAAAACACCCCUUCUCGCGUCGCCUUUUGCUGAUGACCUUUCAAAAUGCUUGGUAUACCUUGAUGAGGCCCACACCCGUGGCACUGAUCUCAGGCUUCCUCCUAAAGCUAGGGGUGCCCUCACUCUUCGUCUGGGCCAGACCAAAGACCACACUGUUCAAGCUGCUAUGCGUCUACGACAGCUGGGAACAACUCAGAUUGUUUCUUUCUUUGUCCCUCCUGAGGUGCACCAGAGCAUCUCAGACCUGCGAAAAAAGACUAUUCAUGAACCCAUCGACUCAGCCGAUGUCAUCGAAUGGCUUUUGGACAACACAUGUGACCAAAUUGAGCAGCUGCAGCCCUUGUACUAUUCACAGGGCAUGGAUUACUGCCGUCGGAUGCAGGCCGCUUUAGAUCACCCGGACUUCUUGACCGACAAGCCUCAGCGAAAAGCGUAUGUCCAGGCGAUUAAGCAGGACGAACAGCAAAGCCUGCAGAAUCUUUACGAGCCCAAAUUAAAGAACCGCGCCGUCGGCAUGCAGACAUCUAACAACGCGGUUCUGAAAGGCUUUAUUCAUGACCUCAACGCAAGACGCAAAACCUUUCAAGAUACUGGCCGAGCUGUUCAUGCCUCUGCUCUACAGGAAGUCGAGCAGGAGAGAGAGGUUGCCUUCGAGGUUGAAUCGGUGCGACAAGUCAAGAAGCCUCAACACUUUGCUGCUUUCUCUUUCCCAGGUCUCAACGCCAGCCUCGAGGCUUUUAUCAAAACUGGGAGGCUUCCUGCAGAUACGAAUUAUUUCACUCACGUAUUCCAUGCCCUGUCAAAGACAGGAACUGGUCGCAAGUACAAAGUUCAACCGAAUGUAACCAAAUCAAAGUUACUCGAGACGGCCGAGUUUGGCAGAACUAUCAAGCCCAAGGGAGACCUCUCUACCGAUGACUUCUUGCGUCCCGUCAAUUGGAUCAUUUGGAGCUCCGUCGCCGAGAUCGCUGUCAUCAUCACGCCGGAAGAAGCUGAAGCUUUGAUUCCCAUCAUGCGGAACUCAGGUGUCCCCACGCAUCUUCUAGUUUACUCUGCACCAAUUACACGAAAAAUGCUCCGAUUCAACGAUCUAACUUUCCAUAGCAUUCCUUCUCUACCUAAUGACUGGAAAGCUCCAGAAUGGCUUCGGGUUGAGCUGGGAAUCUACGCCGGGCGCUUGUACUUUGAGUGGGACGAAUACGAUGCCAUGUGCUCCUUACUCGGAAUCCAGAGUGGCGAGCUCGGCGACCAUGCACAGGAUGAAGAGCCUACUGAGACUGAUACGGAUGCCGAGACAGAGACAUCUAAGCCACGAACUGACCUCGAACACAAGCUCACCAAAAGUCCUCUAACGUUUCUACAAGACUGGCUAGCAGUCCGUCGCCGUGGGCAGGACUUCGCUCACAGCCCCAUGGGCUUUGUCAGUCAGGGCAAGCGUCUCCAAGAGGACCAUGUCUUCUUCAAGGCAGCAGAAAUAGACAAUGGGAUAUCUGAAGAGACUGUGCUGGCACCAGUUCGAUUGUCCAGUUUAGUUGAAAACGAUGGGCAGGACGAUGAUGGCUACUAUGGCGUCGACGACAUGGGUGCCAACGAGGCUGGAGAUAGUGACUCCAGCGACGACGAUAAAAUCGAGUACGACGAGUCCGAGUAUGCCAGCGCAUCAUCAACCGAUUGA
Messenger RNA from Fusarium musae, 7335 nucleotides. RefSeq lists its product as uncharacterized. NCBI's taxonomy places the organism in Eukaryota, Fungi, Ascomycota, Sordariomycetes, Hypocreales, Nectriaceae. The record is from RefSeq and is a predicted model, not a curated record. The transcript is spliced from 5 exons. Bases 1 to 7335 code for a protein of 2444 amino acids.